Messenger RNA from Moneuplotes crassus, 961 nucleotides. The record is from the annotation of a GenBank genome assembly. Lineage: Eukaryota; Ciliophora; Spirotrichea; Euplotida; Euplotidae.
UAUAAAUUAAAAAUAGAUCCUUUCAAAGAUAAUGGGGAAGCCAAAGUUGAUCAUUACUGUCAAGACAGCCAGACUUACAAGGGACACCGAUGCUUUUGGAAGUAUGGAACCCUACUGCAAGAUCAAAUACGAUGGCAUUAAGCAGAAGACUAAAGUCUCUCAAGGAGGUAAAGCUCCUAGUUGGGAUGAAACUUUCUCUUUCAAUCUCUCAACCUCUACAGUUCUAAACAUUGCUGUAUGGGACAAAGAUACUUUUUCAAAUGAUGAAGUAGGAAGCACUCAAUUGGAUAUAAACACAUUAAAAGCUCAUGGUGGUUUGGUUGAUUGGGUAAAAUUGUAUCAUAAAGGGAAAGAUGCAGGAGAAGUAUACUGUGAAAUAUCUAUAGUAGAUAAGAGUGGUGAGUAUCCAGGAGCUCCAGUUCCUGGAGCAUUCCCUACUCCUGCCCCAGGAGGGUUCCCAACCCCUGCUCCAGGAGGGUUCCCAACCCCUGCUCCAGGAGGGUUUCCAACCCCUGCACCAGCACCUGUCCCAGCUCCAAGCGUAUUCCCAACACCAGCUCCAGCACCAGCGCCAAUGCCAGGAGGUUUCCCAACACCUACUCCGGUACCAGCACCUGGAGGAUAUCCAACUCCUGCUCCUGGAGGAUACCCAGAUCCAAAUGCUUAUCCUAUGCCAACUCCAGGAUUCCCUGCUCCAACACCAGCUUAUCCUUCACAUGGAGGAUAUCCUGUUCCAGGAGCUCCUGGAGCAACCUUCGUUCCUAUGGGUGGAGUUGCAACUACUGCUUGAAAUCCAAAGUGCAAGAAGUGCCAUGGAACAGGCAUCAAUUCAAAGAAUGGAAAGAAAUGUAAGAAAGCCAAGAAGUGGGAAGAAGAAGAAGAGAUCAAGCAGCAGCUCAUCAAGCAGCUCCUCGAGUAGCUCUUCUAGUAGUUCGUCGAGUGAUUAAAAUGUUCAAUCUGA